AGUCAGCAGGCAAUCCAGCCGUUUCCACCACACAUACGUACGUACGUACGUACAUACAUACCAUUUUCCCCAUCCGCAUAUUAUCUCUUCAUCUGAUCAACAAUUUGGACUCCAUGGCCACCAAUUUUACCUCCUUCCUCUAACCCCAAUAUUCGGCACUUGUUCAUGUUCCAUAUUGUUCAUCGUCAUUCUUUUUCCCUUCAACUGAGUCUGCUCGGGUCUAUCAAAAGUUCGUUUUUGAAACCGCCUUUUGGCUACGGCGAAUUAUCUAAUGGCUUAUGCUUUGUCCGGGCCUCAAUUCACCAUCACGUCCUGGACUACUCAGGGUGAUGAUAGGAAUGAUUUGGGUUCCUCUUUCAUCUUCACUCCUCAUUUCCAGCUUUUAAGGAAUAGUUUUGCUGGAAAAUCGUCUUAUGGUCCCCAGAACCCAUUUUUCAUGGCAAUGGCAUCAAAGAAGGAACUCAGAAUUACUAAGGAGAAGUGCCACAAACUCACGUCACUGCAUCUUAGUAAUGAAAUUUCCGACUCUCAUGAGAACUUCACAUUGUUGGACAAAAAAAGGAAGAACAUUGCAAAAGCAUUGAAUUUUAGGGCUCUACAAAUGCCAUUGAUGGACUAUCUCAAACUUUUCGUAAUAUGUGGAUUCUUUACUCUUCAAAGUAGUGAACAAGCAAUUGCCGGUUCAGACCUUGCUAGAAACAUGCAAUCCCUUUCAUUUUUAGGGGAUUUGGGUGAUAUUAGCACAGGUUUUGCUUCAGCUUUCUUGUUGAUAUUUUUUUCCGAACUAGGUGAUAAAACCUUCUUUAUUGCGGCACUUCUGGCAGCAAGGAAUUCUGCCGCUGUGACGUUCAUUGGAACUUUUAGUGCACUAGCUCAGGGAACUACUUGGUUGAAGGAUAAUAUUCUACACACCAGUGCAGGAAGCAUCUACUGUAGCCAUUUGUUGCAUUUACAAAAAUUGACAACCAAGCAUGGAAAUCAAUCUAUCAUUUGGGACAACAUUAAUCAAUUACACUCAUGUAUAUUGUGUGAUAAUGUGAACAGGCUAAUGACAAUCAUCUCUGUUCUCCUUGGUCGAACUUUUCACUAUAUUGAUGGCAUCCUUCCUUUCAGAUUUGGAAAUGCAGAUUUACCUAUUGAUGAUCUUGCUGCAGUUUGCCUUCUGAUAUAUUUUGGUGUUUCAUCCUUGAUUGAAGCCUCCUCUGGUGAUGACCUAAAAGCAGAUGAAGAACAAAAGGAAGCAGAGCUGGCAGUAUCUGAACUUUCAGGGUCUGGUGCGGGUAUUUUGGCUGCUGCAAACACUUUGUUUAGCACUUUCCUGCUUGUGUUUGUUGCUGAAUGGGGUGACAAAUCUUUCUUCUCUACAAUUGCCCUUGCUGCAGCGGCAUCACCUCUUGGAGUCAUUGCAGGUGCCUUCGCUGGUCAUGGAGUAGCAACACUGCUUGCUGUUUUAGGUGGCUCUUUCCUGGGAACCUUCCUCUCUGAGAAGGCAAUAAGAUACAUUGGGGGUAUACUCUUCCUGGUGUUUGCUGCAGUCACAUUUGUUGAGAUUGUGAAUUAGGGGCAGCUAAAGAAGAAUGAAGUGCGUAGAUCUGGAUGCGGCGUGCACCGGAUAACAGCUCUUAUGUCUGUGCAGGUAGUAGCUAGGUUCUGUGAAUUAUUGACUGCGGUUGAACCAGUAUGCAUGCAUGUGGUUAAUAGACAUUCUUAAUACGGUGUUUAUGGUGGAGGGGAUGUGAGCAGGUUAGGCUGUGGACCGAAACUAACAAACAAACCAACUCAAGCAGGUUGCACUUGAGUUCGUGUAUGUCUGCAAUGCAUUGAAUCUCUUGCUUUGAACUCA
Molecule: messenger RNA, 1843 nt
Organism: Andrographis paniculata
Lineage: Eukaryota; Viridiplantae; Streptophyta; Magnoliopsida; Lamiales; Acanthaceae
Product: GDT1-like protein 1, chloroplastic
Exons: 12
Coding region: 272-1561 (429 amino acids)
Biological process (GO): calcium ion transmembrane transport; Golgi calcium ion transport; manganese ion transmembrane transport
Cellular component (GO): Golgi apparatus; chloroplast thylakoid membrane
Molecular function (GO): manganese ion transmembrane transporter activity; calcium ion transmembrane transporter activity
Source: RefSeq, a predicted model, not a curated record